Messenger RNA from Acaulospora morrowiae, 773 nucleotides. NCBI's taxonomy places the organism in Eukaryota, Fungi, Glomeromycota, Glomeromycetes, Diversisporales, Acaulosporaceae. The record is from the annotation of a GenBank genome assembly.
UUGCUGGUAGAACAGAAGCAUAUGAUUUAGCUAUAUCAUAUAUGGUUGGUGAAGCAAAAACCUGGUUCGAGAAUGAAAUCAAAAGUAGAAAUUGGCAAUGUGAUAAUAUUCUUGAUGAAGUAUUAGUUGUAAGAAAUAAUGCUGGAGGUGAUAAUACAAUAACUGGUGCUAAUAUUAUUCCAGUGGAUACAUGGAAUGAAGAUUGGAGUAUAGCUGGAGGGCAUCCCGCACCUAUAGGAACUCCAUCUCCAGCCAAUUAUGCAAAUGCUAGUGCAGGUAAUUCAAUUGUUGCACCUAAAAUGACUCUUGGACAAUUUUUAUACUGCCUUGAAUAUCUUUAUCCCAUGGUUGAAGCACAAAAAAAAUUGUUUUUCUUUGGUCAGAUUGUGCAAGAAGGCAAUUUUCUAUUCCCACCUUCUGGAGGUCAAGUGCCUAAUCCCUAUAAAAAAAGUAGCAAUACAGCUCAACCAGUCUCACAAACUAUCUCUUCUAAACCUCAGGAGAACCAAAUUACACUUUCACAAGACAAUUUCAAAAAAAUUAUAGCGGGUUUGAAAGGAACUAUUGCUAAAGGACAGCAAACUUUGAAGAAACCCCUUGGACCAGGAAAACAAAAAGCUGAUAAUUUUGCUAUAAACCAUUUUUUAGAUAAUGUUAUUGAUAACACAGAUUUACUAGAAGAAGCUUAUGACUAUGAUCUCAUUGAAGAUUUGAGAAAACAAUUCGAGGAUUUGGAUAUCAAUCAAGCAAAACUAGCUCGAAUAAUACAUGCA